CAGUAGAGAGAUGUUUCAAUGCUUGAUCAGACAUUUUGAGUUCGAGAGCAAAAUCAGAUUUAAUCGAUUUCAAUAUUAGAUACAAAGCACCUGAAAAAAAUUAGCAGGCGACAAAAUAAGAAUGAGGCACAUUCUAUUUUGUGUUCCUCCUCCAACCAACACCUCCCACCUCCCUCUGGCCCACUGUAUCCUUCUCUUUCCCCCAAACUACUAUCCUUUUACUCCUUUACAUAUCUGUAAGUAACUGUCCUAAAAGAAAACCGUAUUGGUUCAAGAAAAUUUCUAAUUUGGGAAGUUGGGUAGUAGGAUUCUCGACUUGGGGUUAGCUCCAUGUGGGAUUCUUGAACUUUGAUUUGAUGAAUUUCCUUCCAAGAUGUUUGAAUUACAGUGAAUGUAGUGGUGAAAGUUCCAAUGGUGGAUUUGGGAAAGAUGGGUUGUUGUGGUUUCAUGACAUUGGGAAUUGUGGGAGUGGGGAAUACUCCAUGGCAAUUGUGCAAGCCAAUCAGGUCUUAGAGGAUCAGAGCCAGAUUGAGUCUGGUCCAUUGGGAACCUUUGUUGGAGUCUAUGAUGGUCAUGGUGGACCUGAAGCUGCUCGUUAUGUUUGUGAUCACUUACUUCGACAUUUCCAAGCAAUAUCAGCUGAAGGAAAUGGUGUCAUCACAGAGGAGACAAUUCAAAGGGCCUUUCUUGAGACAGAGAGAGGGUUUACUUCUGUUGUUUCGGAAAAUUGGAAUUCUCGACCACAGCUAGCAACAGUGGGGGCAUGCUGCCUGGUUGGAGCUAUAUAUCAGCAGACACUCUUUGUAGCAAAUCUUGGUGACUCUCGAGUAGUCCUUGGAAAGAAGGUUGGAAGCACUGGGGAAAUUGCUGCCAUACAGCUAUCAACGGAGCAUAAUGCCAACAUUGAGUCUGUUAGGUGGGAGCUAAAGGACUUGCAUCCAAAUGAUUCUCAAAUUGUUGUUCUCAGACACGGUGUUUGGAGGGUAAAAGGAAUAAUUCAGGUCUCAAGAUCCAUUGGUGAUGUGUAUCUUAAACACACAAAGUUUUGCAGGGAACCAACAAAUGGAAAAUUCAGAGUUCCUCAACCCCUUAAUAUGCCUAUUCUGUUGGCCACUCCAACAAUUUUAAAACAUCCUCUACAUCCAAAUGAUUCCUUCCUCAUAUUUGCUUCUGAUGGUCUAUGGGAGCACUUGAGCAAUGAAAAGGCCGUUGAAAUUGUGAAGAGUCAUCCUCGUAAAGGAAGUGCAAAGAGGCUUGUAAAGGCUGCUCUCCAUGUAGCUGCCAAAAAAAGAGAGAUGCGUUAUUCGGAUCUUCGAAACAUUGACAAAAAGGUCCGACGUCACUUUCAUGAUGAUAUAAGUGUAAUUAUUUUAUUCUUAAAUCAUGACCUGAUAUGUAGAGGCGUUGUGCAAGAUCCAACACUUUCUAUACGCAGUGCUCUAGAACACUGAUUGUUGAAGGAAUAUAUUAUUUUUUACCAGUGCCUGAGGUUCUGUCACAACACCAAAAUUUUCCUUGAUAUGCGGCUCCAGGAGCAACAUCAGUGAAGCAACUACACUGUAUAAGAGUGUUUUUUUCCUUUGAAGAGGCUUAUAAUUUGAAUUUCUCGAACCUUGUUGUAGAUGGAGUUCAAGAAGAAUGCUAAUUCAAAAGUUUUGGAUACAAUCAACCUCUAUGUAACAGCCUUGUUUCAUUAUUAAUUUAUUCUGUAUACUAGGUUUUGUUUCUGGAGUAUUUUGUUAAUUUCUUGUAACAUUGUCGUAUGUUACAAGUGUUAAAAGGAAAAGGUUCGCCACAAGAGAAUGAUGGCUUUUGAAUUCAAAGAGGAAGUUGCUCUGCUCUUA
Messenger RNA from Solanum dulcamara, 1844 nucleotides. Its product is annotated as probable protein phosphatase 2C 42. The transcript has 4 exons. Bases 357 to 1451 code for a protein of 364 amino acids. Lineage: Eukaryota; Viridiplantae; Streptophyta; Magnoliopsida; Solanales; Solanaceae. The record is from RefSeq and is a predicted model, not a curated record. Gene Ontology annotation, molecular function: protein serine/threonine phosphatase activity; cation binding. Gene Ontology annotation, biological process: protein dephosphorylation.